UUAACCUUCCACAUGCACAGCGCUUAAUAAUAGUAUCACAUUCACGAAUAAAGUUGAGUAAAACAAUGGAAAAUCAAACUUUACCGUCAGCCUUACGGGCGGGAUUAAUGGCCGGAAUGUUGAUAGAUGAUACAUUGAACUUGGGUAAUGAUGAUCAGUCAACUGGACAAAGCAUUGAAGAGGGAGUUAACAUGGUGGAAGACACGGUAGGGGAUGUGAACAUGGAUUCCCCUGACGGAGAUACCAAUGACAAUGAAAUAGAAGAGACAGAUCAAGAGUCCGAGGCUGAAGUAACAAAUGGAGAUGGUGGUGACAAUGAAAUGCCAGUGGAGACCGGACAUGAAGAUGAGGGAUCAAAUGAUCAGAGUGGAAAGGGAGAUGCCAUACGACGAAUUCAAGGAAGGAAUCAUGCUUCACAUCCAAACAAAUGCAAAUGUGGGCAUUGUCUUGGAGUCGGAAUCUGGGAGAAGACACGUCUUUGAAUCUACUCCCAAACGGAGGCAGCAAAGAUCUUUUGCUGUGCAGGUUGGAGAGUCCCCUGUGCCACGACAUCCACCAAGGCUCCGGUCAAAAGUGAACACACCAACGAAGACACCACGAAGACAAGGUUCCACAAACCAACCAACUGUGACACCACCUGUGACACCACCCGUGCAUUCCCUGCCUGGGAAAAAGAAGAAGUCGGUAAAGGCAACGGCUGCAAAAUCGCCAAGCCAGAAUCGGUGCUAUGUGUGCAGAGUAAUAUAUGGAAGUCGCAAAGACUUAGAUGUCAAGAAAUCCAAAGGACUGCAAGCCACGUGGCUUGGCUGUGACAAAGAAAACUAUGACAAAUGGGCCCAUGCCACCUGUGUAGGCAAAAAAGUGAAGAGUAAGAAGGACGCUGAAAAGAUUCUACUCAUUUGCCCUAACCAUUAGAGCAAAGACCUUGAAACUGCCUAAAAAAAAACCACACCAAAGUCUUAUCUCAUUUAGU
Molecule: messenger RNA, 973 nt
Organism: Lytechinus pictus (painted urchin)
Lineage: Eukaryota; Metazoa; Echinodermata; Echinoidea; Temnopleuroida; Toxopneustidae
Exons: 4
Coding region: 298-915 (205 amino acids)
Source: RefSeq, a predicted model, not a curated record